Aspergillus alliaceus is the source of this 3581-nucleotide messenger RNA. Its product is annotated as GTPase RIA1. Lineage: Eukaryota; Fungi; Ascomycota; Eurotiomycetes; Eurotiales; Aspergillaceae. Gene Ontology annotation, molecular function: ribosome binding; GTP binding; GTPase activity. Bases 201 to 3449 code for a protein of 1082 amino acids. The record is from RefSeq and is a predicted model, not a curated record. Gene Ontology annotation, biological process: cytosolic ribosome assembly. The transcript has 6 exons. Gene Ontology annotation, cellular component: cytosol; ribonucleoprotein complex.
AUACUAGUCGCAUUGUUUUUGCGGCCAUCUACUGAGUGAGAUUUUCCGAUGAUUUAAUAAUAUUUUUCCAUUUUUGUCGAAAAAUUGAAUUCUUCCGCAAAAGGCGGGACAACCGACUCAAACGUGAUCAAACCACUGGAGGAUCUUCGAACUGGCUUUUCUGGAUCUAGCCUGGUCACUGACACCGGCAGUUUCCCAACAUGCCCGUCGUAAAUGUUGAGGAUCUGGUCCGUCUGCAACGGAAACCAGAUGACAUACGGAAUAUAUGUAUUUUAGCUCACGUUGAUCAUGGAAAAACUUCUUUGACUGAUAGUCUUAUCGCCACUAAUGGCAUCAUUUCACCAAAGCUGGCGGGCAAGAUCCGCUAUCUGGAUUCGCGUCCAGAUGAACAGCUUCGAGGCAUUACUAUGGAGUCCUCUGCGAUCUCCCUUUUCUUCUCGAUGAUGCGUCGUCCUGCCCCCGACGCUGCUCCGGUAGCGAAAGAGUACUUGAUCAAUCUUAUCGACUCCCCCGGGCACAUCGAUUUCAGUAGUGAGGUCUCUACAGCUUCACGUCUGUGCGAUGGAGCUAUUGUUUUAGUGGAUGCUGUAGAGGGUGUUUGCAGUCAGACAGUCACUGUGCUGCGCCAAACCUGGGUCGAGCAGCUGAAGCCGAUUCUGGUCAUUAAUAAGAUCGACAGGCUGGUCACUGAGUUGAAGAUGAGCCCCAGCGAGGCUUACUUGCACAUGAGCAAGCUGUUGGAGCAGGUCAAUGCUGUCAUCGGUAGCUUUUAUCAGGGUGAGCGAAUGGAGGAAGACCUCCAGUGGCGAGAGCGGAUGGAGGAGCGCGCCAAUGCAGCUGCUGAAAAAGACCGCACGAAGAAACAAACACAGGAUGAUGAGUCUACCCAAGGCAGCAUAGAUACCGCAGAAUAUGUGGAACGAGAUGAUGAGGACCUCUACUUCGCGCCUGAGAAGAACAACGUCAUCUUUUGCAGCGCCAUCGACGGAUGGGCGUUCACUGUCAGACAGUUCGCAGCUAUAUAUGAAAAGAAGCUUGGGAUCAAACGUUCAAUCCUCGAGAAGGUGCUUUGGGGAGACUACUACCUUGACCCUAAGACGAAACGUGUCUUGGGUCAGAAGCAUCUGAAGGGACGAGCUUUGAAGCCAAUGUUUGUUCAAUUGGUAUUGGAUAGCAUCUGGGCUGCCUAUGAGGCCACUACAGGCGGUGGAAAGGGAAAGGGUGACCCUGCUUUAUUGGAGAAAAUUAUGAAGUCUCUGAACAUCACGAUCCCGCCCUAUGUUCUACGAUCACGGGAUCCGAAAAAUAUAAUGACCACCCUGUUCUCUAUGUGGCUACCGCUAUCUACUGCGGUUCUUGUUUCUGUCAUGGAAUACCUUCCUAGUCCUCCGGCUGCACAAGCUGCCCGGCUACCGGCUUUGAUCGAGGAGUCGCCCGGCGCUGGCUUUGUUGAUACGAAGGUGAAAGAGGCGAUGAUCAACUUCAAGACAGGACCAGAUGAGCCUGUAGUGGCAUAUGUCAGCAAGAUGGUUGCCAUCCCAGAGAGUGAGCUGCUCUCAAGCAAAAAAAGAUCUGGCGCGACCAUGUCGGCGGACGAGGCCCGAGAGAUUGCUCGAAAGAAGAGAGAAGAGAUCGCAAAAAUGCAAGCAGAGGCCAACGGCGAGCAGCAAGACGACUACUCGAGGAUCACAUCUGCCUUUGAAAAUGUCACUUUGGAUGGCAACGAUCAAUCGGGCGAGCAGGAAGAGAAAGAAGAUCCAGAACACCUCAUUGGUUUUGCGCGACUUUAUUCGGGAACUCUUUCAGUGGGCGAUUCUGUCUACGUUCUUGCACCGAAAUUCUCCCCGGAAAAUCCUCUCGCUAGCCCUGUACCACAGAAGGUUACCGUUACAGACCUGUAUUUGCUUAUGGGACGGAGUCUUGAGCCUCUCAGAUCUGUUCCAGCGGGUGUCGUCUUUGGUAUUGGAGGUCUUGCGGGCCAUGUAUUGAAGACUGGUACUCUCUGCUCACAGCUCGAGGGCAGCAUUAACUUGGCCGGAGUUUCACUGCAUACACCACCGAUCGUGCGAGUAGCCCUGGAGCCAGUAAACCCUGCAGACCUGGGUAAAAUGGUCACUGGUUUGCGGCUCCUCGAACAAAGUGACCCUUGUGCACAGUACGAUGUACUUCCUAAUGGUGAACAUGUCAUCCUAACAGCAGGUGAAUUGCACCUUGAGCGUUGCUUGAAGGACCUUCGCGAACGUUUUGCCAGAUGUGAGAUACAGACUGGCCAGACAAUCGUACCAUACCGCGAAACUAUCGUCAGUGCACACGAAAUGGCCGCUCCCAAGAACCCGGACCUCGGACGGGGAGGCGUGCUAGCAAUAUCAGGAUCAAAGCAGUUGACUAUCCAAUUACGAGUUGUACCCUUACCUGAAGCCGUGACUGACUUCUUUACUAAACAAGUUGGAACUAUCAAACGCUUACAGUCUCAGCGACGAACAGCAGCAGAAGACAAGGUAGCUAACGGAACAACGGAUAACAACCAGCAGGUGGAGACCGGCGAUGCAACGGAUGAAGCCAGAGAAGGAAGUAUACUUACCCUCAAAGACUUCAGGCAGGAAUUGAACAAGAUAUUCGAUGAAGUAGUGAAAGAUGACAAAGAACUGUGGAAGGGCGUCGUGGAUAGAAUUACCGCCUUCGGCCCAAGACGAGUAGGACCGAACAUCCUGGUCGAUGCGACAGCAGUCAAUACCUGUGAGAAAUUCUUGCUGGAAGAUCCCAAGCAACAACCCACUGUCAGUGUAGAAAACAGCAGCAGAGAAGCCCUGAUAGUGCGCGACUUCUGCGACAAGAUCACCCACGCCUUCCAAUUGGCAACUGGCCAAGGCCCACUCUGUCAAGAACCAAUGCAAGGAACGGCCGUAUUCUUGGAAGAAUUGUCUGUGAAUGCCAGCGAAGAGGAACUUGACCUUGGUCGGUUGACAGGCGAGGCAAUCAGACUGGUUCGUGAGAGCAUCUCUCAGGGAUUCCUGGACUGGAGUCCUCGGAUCAUGCUUGCGAUGUACAGUUGUGAAAUCCAAGCUUCCACGGAAGUCCUCGGCCGUGUCUACGGUGUAAUUACCCGACGCCGCGGCCGUAUUCUUUCCGAAACAAUGAAGGAGGGCACGCCCUUCUUCACUAUUGUCGCCCUGCUCCCUGCCGCGGAAUCUUUUGGAUUUGCUGACGAAAUCCGCAAACGUACCUCUGGCGCAGCGCAACCACAGCUCAUCUUCGCGGGGUUCGAGGCCCUCAACGAAGAUCCGUUCUGGGUUCCAGCGACAGAGGAAGAACUCGAGGAUCUGGGUGAGUUAGCAGAUAAGGAGAACGUGGCGAAGCGGUAUAUGGAUGCUGUGAGAAGCCGGAAGGGGCUGGUUGUUCAGGGAAGGAAGUUGAUCGAUGCGGAGAAGCAGAAGACGCUGAAAAAGUAAAAGGAGUUUCAUUUCUUAUUUUUGAAUGGAGAUACGGUACGAGAGGGUAGAGAAAGCAAUUGGAUGUUGCACUUGGUUUCUACAUGUUGUACAUACUGUACAGAAGGAAAAAAAAAGUCAUUGGGAAGAUUA